AUGCCUCUUUAUGAGUUAUACCGUUUGGCUAGAGAUAAGCUUGGUAAUGAGAGUAACAGCACAAGUGUAGCUGAUCAACCUUCCUCACCUGAGAAUGAUUUUUUUGAGCUGGUUUGGGAGAGUGGUCAGAUUUCGAGCCAAGAUCAAUCAAGUAGAGGUAGAAAGAGUAGUCCACCUUGCAGGAGUUUGCCGUCUCACUGUUUACCGUCUCAUAGCCCGAGAGGUCGAGAUAAAGACGUUGGAGGAGGUUACGGUAACAAUCUGAAGAUAGGAAAGUUUGGUGAUUUAGAGUCUGGGUUGAAUGAGAUUCCGAUAUCGGUGCCAUCACGCGAAGUUGAUGAAAUGAUGCCUUGGUUGGAUUAUUCGAUGGAUGGUUCUUUGCAAACUGAUUAUGGUUCUGAUUUCUUACAUGAACUACAUAACGACAUCCCUGCAUCGAAUAGUUUUACUCUAUUUGAUAAAAGGAGUAAUGGAAAUCAGGUAUUUAGGGACUCGAAUAAAAAUUCUGCGGAACCGAUGAAUGUUUCUAAGGGUUCUUCAGCUGAACAGGUUGAGACUGCGAGAAAUAAAGCCAGCACAAAUCAGUUAUAUCCACCAGCAUCGAAUCAAUGUCAAGCAUCAUUUGUAACUGUUAGAUCCAGGGAAUCGGAUAUAACUGAAAACAAUAACGCAAGUAAUGGUAACCAGGACGUGCCUUACGGUGAAAUUACUCGCAUUCCAUCUUCCUCGAGUGAUUUUUCCAGCUUAAAGGCGCAGAAGCAAGAUCCUAAAAUCCCCGGCAAUGGUUCCAAUGUAAUGAAUUUUUCCCAUUUCGCAAGGCCUGCUGCUAUUGUGAGAGCUAAUCUUCAGAACAUUGGGUUGAAGUCGGGUUUGAUUUCACCUUCGGCAAGAUCGGAUAGUAUGGGAAUUAAGAAUAGAGGUGAAGCUUCAACUAGCAGCAAUCCUCCUGAAUCAACUCUUGUUAAUUCAAGCGGUGAGUGUUCGAAGGAACCAGAGAUUCGCUGUCAGAAGGUGGCGGUGCAAUCCAAGGCUGAUUUGAAACCUUUGCAGACGAAAUCUCUUGAAACGAAUGUCGUAGCUUCUAAACAAUCUGAGCCUAUUUGCAAAGAGAGUGGAAUUAAAAAAGAUCAACUUUCCAAUCAAGUUCUUGGCGACGGUGGUGCUAAAGUACAAACAGCUGCUGAAAAAGGUCUAGAAACGGCAGUAGCUUCUUCCUCUAUUUGCUCUGGCAACGGUGCAGACAGAGGCUCGGAUGAUCCAAAUCGAGAUUUGAAACGGAAAAAUAGAGACACUGAUGACUCUGAAUGCCAUAGUGAAGAUGUUGAGGAUGAAUCAGCUGGUGUUAAGAAGGGAACUUCCGGACGAGGAGUUGCAGGUUCCAAAAGAAGCCGUGCUGCUGAAGUGCAUAAUCUAUCUGAAAGGAGACGAAGAGACAGGAUAAACGAGAAGAUGCGUGCAUUACAAGAACUCAUACCUAACUGCAAUAAGGUGGAUAAAGCUUCUAUGCUUGAUGAGGCAAUUGAGUAUCUAAAAACACUUCAGCUCCAAGUUCAAAUGAUGUCAAUGGGUGCUGGUUUAUAUAUGCCUCAAAUGAUGUUACCUCCCGGAAUGCAGCACAUGCAUGCACCGCACAUGGCUGCGUUUUCACCUAUGAGCAUUGGCAUGCAUAUGGGGUUAGGUAUGGGUUAUGGAAUGGGAAUACCUGACAUGAACGGCGGACCAUCUAGAUUUCCAAUGAUGCCUCAGAUGCAAGGAACUCAUAUCACUAUGUCUGGACCUUCUGCUAUACAUGGGAUGGCCAGAUCGAAUCCUCAAGGGUUUGGGCUUCCAGGUCAGGGAAUUUCCAUGCCAAUGCCGCGAGCUCCUGUGUUUCCUUUUUCAGGAGGGCCUGUUUUGAACUCAUCAGCUCCUGGUCCAUCUGCAUAUGGAUCCACAGGACCUGUUGAAACCGUGAGUCCGGCUUCAGUGUCUGGCUCAAAAGAUCCAAUGCGGAAUGUGGACUCUCAAAUUAAACAAAGCAUAGAUGGCCGUGACCCUACAAACCAGAUUCCUAAUCAGUCGGCUUUGGCGCAUAAUGGCGGUCAUCCCUUGGUGGCCGAUGACAGUGGAGCUGCUAAUCCUGGAAAUAUCACUUUGUGA
Messenger RNA from Vicia faba (fava bean), 2139 nucleotides. The record is from the annotation of a GenBank genome assembly. NCBI's taxonomy places the organism in Eukaryota, Viridiplantae, Streptophyta, Magnoliopsida, Fabales, Fabaceae.